Cavia porcellus (domestic guinea pig) is the source of this 2813-nucleotide messenger RNA. RefSeq names its product cell division cycle associated 7 like (gene Cdca7l). NCBI's taxonomy places the organism in Eukaryota, Metazoa, Chordata, Mammalia, Rodentia, Caviidae. The transcript has 10 exons. Gene Ontology annotation, cellular component: nucleus. Gene Ontology annotation, biological process: regulation of DNA-templated transcription. The coding region runs from base 136 to 1491 and encodes 451 amino acids. The record is from RefSeq and is a predicted model, not a curated record.
CUCCCCUGGCCCGCCUGAGCUGCGGGCGGAGCGCGCUGGCCGCACGGCUCCAGGCCGUUCUCCCUGCGCCAAGCUCGUGGUCAGCCAGGCCCCCGCGGCCACGUGCUAGGAGGAAGCUGGAGCCCGGUUAGGAAGAUGGAGUUGGCGACUCGCUCCCAGAUCCCUAAAGAAGUAGCUGACAUCUUUAACGCCCCCAGUGAUGAUGAAGAGUUCCUUGGUUUCCGAGAUGAUGUUCCCAUGGAAACCCUGUCCUCAGAGGAGAGCUGUGAUAGUUUUGACUCCCUGGAGUUGAGAAAACAGGAUGUGCGUUUCCGUUCUGAAUACUUCACGGAUGAACUGAGAAGAAUUUUUAUAGAGGACACUGACUCAGAGACUGAAGACUUUGAAGGAUUUACACAGAGUGAGCUGAGCAUAAAGAGUAACCCAGAAGUAAUGCUUGUGGAGUCAGACUUGAGUGACAGUGGCAAAGCCACUCUGGCGAGUGAGGAAGAGGAUGAUGAUGAAGAAAAGCCUGCAGCCAGGAAAGGCAGACCCAGAAACAGCAGCAUUGGCCUUCGAGUAGCCUUUCAGUUCCCUUCCAAGAAACUGGCAAAGAAGCUGGAUAAAAACAGUUCCUCUGAGUUGUUUUCUAGCUCAUACUUACAGGACGGUAAAAAAAUUAUGGGAAGAAAGAAAAGCUGCAGCCAGGCGCUGGAAAGGGAGCGUUCCGACUCCGAGUCUGAGGACGACUCCAGGGAUGAGAGCCAGGAGGGCUCGGACGCGCUGCUGAAGCGGACCAUGAACAUCAAGGAGAACAAGGCCAUGCUUGCUCAGUUAUUGGCGGAAUUGAACUCGAUGCCAGAUUUCUUCCCGGUUCGAACCCCGACCUCAGCUUCUAAGAAGAAAACAGUGCGACGGGCCUUCUCGGAGGGACAGAUCACAAGGCGCAUGAACCCAACUCGAAGUGCGAGGCCCCCGGAGAAGUUUGCCCUAGAAAACUUCACUGUCUCUGCCACAAAAUUUGCAGAAGAGUUUUAUAGUUUUAGAAGAAGGAAGACAAUUAGUGGGGGGAAAUGCCAGAGGUACCGACGGCGGCGGCGUGCAUCUUCAUUUCGGCCAGUGGAGGAUAUCACUGAAGAGGACUUGGAAAAUGUUGCCAUAACUGUUCGAGAUAAAAUCUAUGAUAAAGUUCUGGGUAACACAUGCCACCAGUGUCGGCAGAAGACCAUCGAUACCAAGACAGUGUGUCGGAAUCAGAGCUGCGGCGGGGUGCGAGGCCAGUUCUGUGGACCAUGCCUGCGUAAUCGCUAUGGCGAGGAUGUGAGAUCGGCGUUGCUGGACCCGGAUUGGAUGUGUCCUCCCUGCCGUGGAAUCUGUAACUGCAGUUACUGUCGGAAGCGUGAUGGCCGCUGUGCCACAGGGAUCCUCAUUCAUCUAGCCAAGUUUUAUGGUUACGAUAAUGUUAAGGAAUAUCUGGAAAGCUUACAGAAGCAGCUGGUAAAAGACAAAUGAGAGGAAAAGGAGCGAUUCAUCUCAGAGUAUUCCAAGAAGAGAUGCAUACCAUUUGUGCCUAAGAUUUCUUAAAGUUGUAUUUUCAUACAGGAAUUCUUUGUAGAGUUGACUGUUUCUGAAUACUGUUUUAAAAAAUAUAUACUUAAAAAGAUUUUUCAGGAAAAGCAAGCAAAGGGAUCUAUAUUCCGGUAUACAGGUUUUGUUCUUUAGUAUGAUUCAGAAGCACAGUUUAAAGUUCAGGUAAGGUACCAAGAAGACCUUGUAUAAGCAGCUCUUUCCUUUAGUACCUUUUACUUACCAAACUGCUUUCCUAUGCCUUUUUUUAACUGGCAUUAUUGCCUUUUAGUUUGUUGUAGCCCAAGUGAUUGGCUCAGACCAUAUAGUAUACUGAAGAAUGUUUCCCUGAAUUACAAAGUGCAAUUAACCACAUGAUAUCAGAGUUACUAGUUUGUUUUUUUUUUUAAUUUUUAUUAAAACUAAAGUGGACUGUUGUGUUACAGACACUGGAGGCCUUAGAGUGCCUGUUUUUUCAUUUAUGACUUGCCUGCUGCUUCUAGUUUUGAGAGAAUUUUAAGGGCUAAGUUUUAAUUUAAAAAGAUUUUGAUGUUUACUGUCCAUAAGAACUGAAAUUCCCCUUCAAGCUGCAUGGUUUUUGAGGUUCAGUAGAAGCUUGGUGAAAAUGUGAGAGACUAUAUUUUUGUGUUGAGAGAUGGGGUUUCAGAGAACCCAGGAAAGCUAAAAUCACUGAACAUACUUCCUAAGCAGGUUUCUAGCAUUUUCAAUAUUUGCUUUUUGUCACAUUCUCCACUGUUUAAGGAUACUGUUUUAAAAACUAAAUGCACAUAUAAGUUACUAAAAAAAUUACAUAAGUUAGAAUGUUUUAUGCUCUUAAGUAGAAUAAAUUAAUAGGAGCCAGCACAAUAGGACAUUCUCACUGUGUUCUGCUGCAGGCUGGAGCACGUGUCUCUGUACAAGGGCUCCCUUAUGCUUCUAGCAGCAGAGCCACGCCUGCCAGCACCCACUUGGCUGUCUUCUCUUUGGUCUUCAGCCUGAAGGUCCAGAUGUAUGUGGGGCCCCUCAUUUUGUUGAUGUACACAGGGCAUUCAUAGGUGUGUUUGGUUUCUUGUCUGUCCAUGGGGAUGGCUUUGGCAAAGAUGACCGGCAUCAUGGACGUCAGCUCCUUGAGACGAGCUUCAACAAUAGUUCCACACUGGAUGUCCCAUCUGGCACCUAUGGCAAAAACAGCAGUUGCCAACUGUGUGGCAUGUGUGGGGCAUGUUCAAACUGAUAUUCUAACUGAGGCAAUAAACAUUCUGAUUUUA